Pungitius pungitius (ninespine stickleback) is the source of this 462-nucleotide messenger RNA. RefSeq names its product natriuretic peptide B (gene nppb). The record is from RefSeq and is a predicted model, not a curated record. Gene Ontology annotation, molecular function: hormone activity; hormone receptor binding. Bases 1 to 462 code for a protein of 153 amino acids. Lineage: Eukaryota; Metazoa; Chordata; Actinopteri; Perciformes; Gasterosteidae. The transcript has 2 exons. Gene Ontology annotation, biological process: negative regulation of systemic arterial blood pressure; cGMP biosynthetic process; receptor guanylyl cyclase signaling pathway. Gene Ontology annotation, cellular component: cytoplasm; extracellular region.
AUGCAUCUGUCUUUCAUUCCUCUCUAUGGCCUCCUCCUCAUCUUAAAGCUCCAGCUGUCCAGCACGUAUCCCAUGACCACCGGCUUGACUGGACCUGACAUGGACAUCUUAAAGAUGCUUCUUCAUAGACUAGAGGAGUCCGUGCCUGACGUGGACCAGAGAGUCUUUGCUGAGGGGGACAGUGCGGACAGCCUGGACAGAGACGAGGCAGCCUACGAACAGCUGCCUCCUCAAACCGGACUAGAUGAGGCAGCAAUCAGGGAGUUUCUCUCAGCAAAGAAUCUGAAGAGCGUCCGCAACGACUGGUCCAGAAAGUCCUCCAGCUGCUUCGGCCGGCGGAUGGAUCGAAUAGGCUCAAUGACCUCACUGGGGUGCAACACUGUGCGCAGAUCCAGUGAGUUGCAGUCACACAUAACCCUGUGUCUAAUGUUUGUAGUAAUGUGUUCAUAUUCUAAAGUUUAG